CAAAUUUAGGUGUAAAGAUGCUCAAACCAAUUAACAAAAUGGAGGCAAAGCUGUGGCAGUGACUGCCUGGGAGCAGGCGGAGCUAUCAGAGCGCACAGCCCAGAGCAAAGGAGGGAUUCACCUUGUCUGCUACCCUGAGCCUUCUGCCAAUCCCGAAGGAUCUGGGAGCACAUGGAAGGUUGGUUGGAGUGCAACACUUGGAGUGGCGGGCGGCAAAACAGCGGAUAAAGAGGAUAAUAACCGUACCAGCUUCACCAGCCUGUGGAGAGAACAGCUGAAGAGAGCAUGUGAAAUUGCUGUGAUGAAUAGCAGAAGAGGGAAAGGCUUCUUGCAGUGAGGGAGAUCUAAGCAGCACAUCAGGCCAGGAGGAAAACAGAGAAAAAAGUUUUUUGGAUGUAACCAGGCUCCCAAAAAGGCAAAGAAGAAGAUAGAAGGUGGUUCCAACGUAUUCUCUAUGUUUGAACAAACCCAGAUCCAGGAGUUCAAAGAGGCUUUUACCAUCAUGGAUCAGAACAGGGAUGGCUUUAUUGACAAAGCAGACUUGAGAGACACGUUUGCUGCUCUAGGUCGUCUGAAUGUCAAGAAUGAAGAGCUUGAAGACAUGGUGAAGGAGGCGCCAGGUCCUAUUAACUUCACUGUCUUCCUUACUAUGUUUGGGGAAAAGCUGAAAGGCACGGACCCAGAAGAAACCAUUCUGAAUGCUUUUAAGAUUUUCGACCCAGAAGGAAAAGGCCGCAUAAAGGCAGACUACAUCAAAGAAAUGCUGAUGACACAGGCAGACCGGUUCAGUCAAGAAGAGAUCAACCAGAUGUUUGCUGCUUUCCCUCCAGAUGUCUCUGGUAACCUUGACUAUAAGAACCUCUGUUAUGUUAUCACCCACGGUGAGGAGAAAGACUAAGAGCAGAGAGAUGAGCUGCUCCUGUGGUGCUGCACCAAGUUAUUUCAUAAUGCCUUUGUAUGCAAGACAAAGGGCUAAACAUCCAGUAUGUGAAGCCAUGUGGUCAUCAGAAGAGAACCAAUAAAACAAUUGAAAUUAGAUUAAAG
Molecule: messenger RNA, 1044 nt
Organism: Neopelma chrysocephalum (saffron-crested tyrant-manakin)
Lineage: Eukaryota; Metazoa; Chordata; Aves; Passeriformes; Pipridae
Gene: MYL10
Product: myosin light chain 10
Exons: 9
Coding region: 455-898 (147 amino acids)
Cellular component (GO): cytoplasm; mitochondrion
Molecular function (GO): calcium ion binding
Source: RefSeq, a predicted model, not a curated record